CUUCAUGAGCUAGAGAGACACAACGUCGUGUCUGUGUGAAAACAUGGUUCUUCUUCGUGACAUGACACAUACAUGAGAGGAGGAUUGUAUGGUUACAGACGUGAAAAAAUAAUUUUUUGACAGAUCGUAAAACGUGUUGGAAGUGUAAAGACUGUAAGGGUGUUCAUCUUCGUGAAACUAUUGAUGACGAAGAAAUGUUUAUACGCCGGGUGAAAAAAGUGUGCCACUGGGGUCCACUUGCCGCUCUUGGUAUCAUCAAAACGAUAACCCUAAUGACAAUAUAUUGUAGUGGACAAUGGUGGUCACCUUACGAGAGUCCAUUAGCUGCUGCAAAUUUUUUGCUUUUUUUUAGUUUGAGCGGUUCCACGACAUAUCAUUUUAUGUGCGCUAUUAUUAAAGGUCCUGGAUUUCUUGAUCGAGGAUGGAGACCGGAAAAUAUUGGAGCCACGCAAUAUUUACAAUUCUGUUCCAUUUGUCAAGGGUAUAAAGCCCCCAGGUCUCAUCAUUGUAAAAAAUGUAGACGUUGUGUUCUGAAAAUGGAUCACCAUUGUCCAUGGAUAAAUAAUUGCGUGGGUCAUAAUAAUCACGGUCAUUUUGCGGCAUUUCUCGCAAGUGCAGUAGGGGGCUGCUGCGUUUCAACGGUUAUACUCGUCUCUUGGGUGACAACGGUACUCUUCAGUAGAAAUCUUCCAUUCCCUCCGCCAUCUGUGUUUAGUCUAAUUGUGGUAGUUUUUACGAUUGGUCUGUCCAUCGGCGUUGUUCUCGCUGUUGGAAUGCUUCUUUAUUUUCAAUUGUCAGCCAUUUUAAGAAACAAGACUGGAAUAGAAGACUGGAUUUUAGAAAAGGCUCAAACGAGACGAUACGGUUCGAAAGAUGUUUUCGUACAUCCGUAUUCAAAAGGAUGGCUUUUCAACGCUAAACAAGUAUUGACUUGGAACUGUCGCCCAACCGGUGACGGUAUUGUGUGGCCAGUAAUUGACGGUUGCGAUCAAUACACGUUGACCCGUGAGCAGUUGGCCCAAAAAAUGGAAAAACGAAGAAGGGCUCGUCGCUAUCGAGCAACGGCGCGUUAUUCUGGUUCUUGGGUACCGAUUAGCUAUGGAUGGGACGUUUUGUGUCAUCCCCCUUGCACCGACGAGUCUCGCAUAAAGCUCGAUCCUGCUGACGACGUAAUUGUAACAAGAUGGCGAAGGUAUUGGUUGUUUGGUGAAAAGCAAGACGGUAGAUCCACGGAUGAUCGAACGAGACGUCCCCGAGGCUGGUUUCCACGUUCAUGCGUUAUCGAGGUCAUAGCUAAUGGAAGCGAUUUUUCAUCGUAUUUGAAGCUCGAUUAGCCCAAUACCCAUUACAUUCGUAUACGUCAUGUGAUGAUAUGCAAAGUAUGCAAAUAAAAAAAUCGUAACGAUCGAUCAACACAGAAGAAACGGGUACGAGAAUUGUAAUUUUGUACAGUGUAUUAUGUAUAUAUUUAUAAACGGAGCGCGCAUAUUCUUCAGACAUUUUCGUUGUUCCAUCAAUGGCAAUCAGUCAUUUUUAUAUUUUUUUAGUUAUCAAGCAAAGCUGUAAAAUAAUGCGAACAAUAAAAGCGAUCAAUGAUGAUGAA
Molecule: messenger RNA, 1603 nt
Organism: Venturia canescens
Lineage: Eukaryota; Metazoa; Arthropoda; Insecta; Hymenoptera; Ichneumonidae
Product: palmitoyltransferase ZDHHC6
Exons: 7
Coding region: 195-1334 (379 amino acids)
Biological process (GO): protein palmitoylation
Cellular component (GO): Golgi apparatus
Molecular function (GO): palmitoyltransferase activity
Source: RefSeq, a predicted model, not a curated record